Molecule: messenger RNA, 1153 nt
Organism: Scomber japonicus (chub mackerel)
Lineage: Eukaryota; Metazoa; Chordata; Actinopteri; Scombriformes; Scombridae
Product: GTPase IMAP family member 4-like
Exons: 2
Coding region: 1-1116 (371 amino acids)
Molecular function (GO): GTP binding
Source: RefSeq, a predicted model, not a curated record
AUGGACGGCAACUAUUACAACCCAAACAUGACUAGCAACUUUGGAUCUGACAGAACCAAUAAUAAGGUGCUGAGGAUUGUGAUGGUGGGGAAGACUGGAAUUGGAAAGAGUGCCUCUGGAAACACCAUUCUGGGAAGAAAGUGCUUUGAAUCAAAGUUCAGUGCUAAGUCUAUGACUGUAGACUGUUCUAAGGGCAGAGGUGAGGUGUUUGGACAACAGAUUGCUGUUAUUGACACCCCAGGCUUGUUUGACACCAGGUUUGGCAUGGAUAGAACAACUAAAGAUGUGACCCAGUGCAUCACUUAUGCUGCUCCUGGACCCCAUGUCUUCCUGGUGGUCAUCAGACUGGGAAGAUACACUGAAGAAGAAAUGAAGACGGUGCAGAAGAUUCAAGAAAUCUUUGGUCAGGCUGCAGACAGAUACAGCAUGGUGCUCUUUACUGGUGGUGAUCUUCUUGUAGAUACCACUAUUGAAGAGUUCUUGGGUGAAAGUUCAGACCUGCAAGAACUUGUAGCCAGAUGUAAUGGCCAAUAUCAUGUCUUCAAUAAUCAGCUGAAAGAUGGAGCUCAGGUCACUGAGCUGCUCCAGAAGAUCAGAAACAUAGUCCAGAAGAACGGAGGAAACCACUACACCAACCAGAUGUUCCAAGAAGCUGAGAGGGCAGUCGAAGAGGAGAAACAACGCAUCCUCAAAGAAAAAGAAGAAGAAAUACGCAGAGAACAAGAAGAACUGGAGAGGAAAAUACAGGAAAAAUAUGAAAAACAGAUGGAGAAAAUGAAUGCCAAAGUCCAGGCUGAGAGAGAGAGGGAGAGGAAGGAGAGAGAGGAGGAAAGGAAGAGGGAGAAGGAGGAGAUGAAUGAGGAAAGGAAGAGGGAGAGGGAGGAGAGAGAGACAGAGAGAAAGAGAGAGAGAGAGGAGAGAGAAAGGGAGAUAGCAAACAUGAAGGAACAGCGUGACAGAGAGCUGAAAGAGGAAAAAGAAAGGUUGCAGCAAAGACAUGAAGAGGAGGCCAGAAAGAAUGCUGAGGACAUCAAUCCUUUGCUAAAAGGUUUUAAACAGAUAGGUGAAGGAUUAGUAAACAUUGGCAAGGGAGUUUUAGGAUGGUUCAAGAGGUAAGAAGAACAAUCAGUGUUUCUAUAUUGAGGUAGUUCAU